This is a messenger RNA of Hermetia illucens (black soldier fly), 1321 nucleotides long. It is a transcript of the gene rdhB, whose product is annotated as farnesol dehydrogenase. The record is from RefSeq and is a predicted model, not a curated record. NCBI's taxonomy places the organism in Eukaryota, Metazoa, Arthropoda, Insecta, Diptera, Stratiomyidae. Bases 142 to 888 code for a protein of 248 amino acids. The transcript is spliced from 6 exons.
AGCGAACCGACUACGAACCAGCACUUUUGUUAGAGCCAGCAGGGGGUUGGUUUAUAUAUUGCCGAAGCAAUUGGAGAUAAUUUGUUUUAAUUUAUCGAUUGAGGUGACCAGUAUCUAAAGUACAGCCGGAGAGUUAGUCUAAUGGAUAGUAAUCGGUGGCAAGAUAAAGUGGCCGUUGUGACCGGUGCCAGUUCAGGAAUUGGGGCCUGUAUUGCCCAGAACUUAGCAAAUUCGGGGUUGACAGUGAUUGGAUUAGCAAGACGUGUUGAACUUAUCGAUGACCUAAGCAAAAAUGUUUCGGGAAAUGGAAAAAUUUACUCAAGAAAAUGUGAUUUAACAAAUGAGUCGGAAGUUCAGGAAACUUUCCAAUGGAUUAAGGACAACUUUAGUGGAAUUGAUGUGUUUGUUAACAAUGCGGGAUGCAUAAAAGCGGCAUUUCUAUUAGAUAGCCCAACAGGUGAUUUGAAGCAACUCUUCGAUCUGAACUGUGUCUCAACGUGCGUAUGCGUUCGUGAGGCAAUUCGAAUGAUGCGAGAAAAGGAUGAUACAGGACACAUAUUUAUUAUCAACAGUGUCCUUGGUCAUCGAGUCCCAGACGUACCAGUUCCAUUAUUCAGUGUCUAUCCUUCAACAAAGCACGCACUUACGGCUCUUUGCCAGACAGUUCGCCAGGAGAUCAAUUUUCAUAAAUUGAAUAUAAAACUGACGAGUAUCAGUCCUGGGAUGGUUGAUACGGAUUUACUGGCCGUAUACGAUUUAUCGAUGUAUGCCCAAUUACCGAAGUUGCAGGCCAACGAUGUUGCUCAGGCUGUGAUGUAUGCCUUGAACACUCCAGACCAUGUGCAAAUUGACGAUAUUGUUCUGCAAGCGAGAUUCCAACACAAGUAAGACGGGCGGAAUAAAUGGAUGAUUGGAAUGGGACCAAAGGCUAACACCAAAUGACCGCAUAUCGGCAAAGGAGAAUACGGACGAGAGGAUAAAAGAAUGAAAAUUUUCCAAGAAUUGCACUUGUAUAAUCUUCAAAAAGAUAAGUUUUAUUCUCGUUUAAUGGACUUCUGGCUGCUGGUGGCUUUCGACUGCUCCUUCCGGAAUGUAUUUUCUUUCCUUAACAAAAACUUUGCAUCCUGUCUGACGAUAAUUUUUACGGUAACUUUAUGUUCUGCUCUUGUUAUGAUUUCUACAUAAAAUCUUGAUUUUAUUGGGAAUAUGAUAGUUGUCUCUGGUCGUAUAAAAGACAAAUAAAUUUCUGCAGCAUUGUAUCUAGAUACCGACCAUAUUUAUAUAUCCAUUCAGAAAUAUAUUGAUUUUAUUACUCGAUUUA